UUCUCGCCUGUGCUGUACACGAUAUCUACACCCGUGUAACCGAAACGAUUCGGUGCAUUUACGAAUACUUUGGAGCAUCAGCACAAUUCGUUCGCGUUCGAGAACACGUAACUGGUUGUUUCCUCAGAAACAUGGCCGAAUAUCGUUUCGACGGUGUGGUGAAAUUGUGUGUACAGAAUUAUUAAAACGACAUCCUGGCCUCUUGAAUACGUUUAAUCGCCGGUAAUAUGACGUCGAUACAUUUCGUCGUGCAUCCGUUACCCGGAACCGACGAUCAAUUGAACGAUAGGUUAAAGGAAGUGGCAGAGAAGAUCAAUAGAUACGGAUUUGUAACGUUACCAGCAUUUAGUGGACUAAAAAUUUCUGUGAAACGUAUUGUUGUUGGACCAACACAUAUUGCUCUUCUAACGGAAGACCAUAAAGUUUGCAGAGUUGCAUUUACAGUAUUGUCGGACAGGUUGGACUUAAGCAAAAAUGAACCAAAUAGAAACACCAGUAAGAAUCAUGUUGGAAACUCCAAUUCAGCAUCAAAUGGUGGUGGAAAUAGUGGAGGUGGAGGUAGAGGAAUGUCUAGAACACGUGCAAGAAUUAUGCGCGGUAGUUCUCGUGGUGGUAGCAGCGGAGGAAGUGGCACUGGAAGUAGGGUAGGCCCUCCUCCGGGUGUAAUUAUGGGAGGUGGAACUAGUAGCAGUUCACGUCCCAUUGCACCAGUACCUGCGCCGUUUGUACCAGAAGACCUUAUUUCGCAGGCUCAAGUAGUUUUGCAAGGAAAAAGUCGCAAUCUUAUUAUUAGAGAAUUGCAGCGUACAAAUUUAGAUGUAAAUUUAGCAGUAAAUAAUUUACUAUCACGAGACGAUGAAGAAGGUGAUGAUGCAGAAGAUGCGGCGGAUACAUACGUCCCGGAAGAACUUAUAUCUUUGCUAGAUGGUGGUUCAUUCAAUGAACAUUCUGUCAUAAUUGAUGCAGAUUCCAUGUUCUCCGAAGACAUGUUUGGGUAUACAGGAAUGAGAAAUCGUGGAAAUUCUUCGCGCAGAAUAGGCAAUGAUAGAGAAAGUGAACGCACAUCUGAACGGGACAGAGAUCGCGAUAGUUUCAGCAGAUGGAGGGAUCGCCAAUAUUGUGGGCCACGCCGUUGGUUGGAAACAGCGCUUAAAGACUCAUGGGAAAAAGAAUCUGACAACAAAAAGAAGGAGUUGGCUUCUCAAAGUCCAUUAUGGAUAUCAGAGGAAUUAGAAUGGUGGCACGAACGUAGCAGCGAUCCUGCUCCUCGUUUUGUACAGAUCGCUUCGCUUUACAGCGAAUUAAUUGCCGUUUCCGCUGGUGGUCAAUUGUAUCAGUGGAAAUGGUCAGAAUCUGAACCGUACAAAGAUCCAGAGAACACAAAUAUACAUCAUCCAAAAGCUCAGUGGCUAGCAAUAACAACAGAGAAGAUAGUUAACAUAUCUGCCACGGCAAUUCGAUGUUCUGUCAGUACUGAGAGUGGUAAAGUAGCUACUUGGCUUGACGAACUCCUGGGACAUGUUGCUUCCCGUUUAGAACAUCCUGCUCAAACUUUUACCGAAUUUACAUUGGACAAAAUAGUAUCGCUCCACACUUGUGCUUUGUAUACAGUUGCCAGACUUGAAAGUGGCGCGCUAUAUUGGUGGGGUGUGCUACCUUUCGCGCAGCGUAAGAAAUUGUGGGAAAAAUAUAAGGCUAAGUCGCGCAAGCAUAGGCCGUCGACAGUAUCGUCAAAUGAUAUUAGUUAUGGCACGCAUGUUUGUAUGAAGAAUAGUCCUAUAUAUCAACCUGGAGCAAUAGGUUUUACAAUUGCCAACAGAGUUCCAAAAGUAGGACAAUUGUUAGCAGCAGCUUGGAAUUUAGAAUCUACUUGCAGAUUUAAAGUAUUGCCAGCUGGAAGUCAUCUGCCUAGUGCUAACGGAGACAAACGCGAAACAAGCGGAAAUAGUGGAACUGGUACUAUUAAUAAGACGAAUCAUAAAGAGACUGCUGAUCGUCUCGAUAUGCCUCCACCACCUUCACCAGCUUCAAGCACAUGUAGUGACACUGGUAGCAUCACAACAAGUCACAAGAGACAAAAACGGGUUGCACCUCGAAGUGAGGGAGAGUCUGAACGUAAAGACGAAGAGGAAUGGCAAUUAAAAGACGUUGUUUUUGUAGAAGAUGUUAAAACUGUACCCAUUGGUAAAGUUAUAAAAGUUGACGGUUGUUACGUUGCCGUGAAGUUCUUCUCGAAGGAUUCGAAAGAAAAGGAAAAAGAAAUUAAAGAAAAGGACUUUAAUACGUCAGAUUUUAAGGAUUUAACGGCAGAAGAAUCGAUCAAAUUAUUAGCCGAUUGUAGAUUGUUAAGAAAAGAUGAGCUGCAGGUAAUCAAGUCAUCUAUGAAUCCAAGAGCUCCGGAUUGUUUCCAACGAACUCCUAGAAGAGUAAACAUUGUCGAAGGGUCAAACGAUAGUAUUUUAACCAUUGCUACGGAUGGAAGAGGUAUCCAUGCAAUAGUGAAAAGCGGGAACAAAUUAAGUUACGCUGUGUAUAAUUUGAGUACUGGUAGAUACGUGCAAGAUUGCUAUAUUCCGUCAGAUAUAUCAUCAUUUUUGGGGCUGCAGCCUCAAAAUAUCCAUCUUACAAGCGCAGGAGAGAAUAUCGAAUGCUCUAUGAUCCUUAGAGACGGAAAUAAUACGAUAUAUCCGUUGGUAAAAGACUGUGCCGAGGCUAUACGCGAUCCGAAUUGGUUAGAUUUAGUUCCGGUAAUUUGCAUUGGUGCUUCAACCAUUCCCAUACCAAGCUGUUCGAAUUCGACCAAUAUGAAAAAUCAAGUAGCGGUUAUUGCAUUAGCAUUUGAUAACCUUUUACUAAUGCCACGUAUACUAAGGUGCGACUACGAUAGUGUAAAACAGGUGUUCUGUAAUUUGGAACAAGAUCACAAAAACAAUGCAGCACAAAUUCAAGCAAUACUAACCGAACGUUGUGAUAGUAAUCGUAAUAUUUUACAUGCCUGUAUCAGUAUGUGUUCACCAACAUCUAACAAAGAGAACGAUCAAGGUAUCGAGCGUGAAUUGGUGUCGAAUACUGUCGACAGCGCGUCUGCACCUAUCGAGGAACCAAUUCCAACUUUAAGUUGGCCACCCGAAGCGUUUGACAACACGUCCGGAGAAGAGGAUAGUUUACUUAGUAUUGGUGCUGCCAGUAUAUCUAUGAUGAAUAAAUCAGGUAAAAGUGUUGGAGCUACGUCAAACAAUACUUAUAUUAUAGACUCCGUUGAAAGAAGAAGCAACGCGUUGCUUAUAUUAAAGUAUAUGUGCGAAAGUAACAUAUUAGCGCCCCAUUUAAAAGAACUACUCACGGCAAAGGAUGCUCAGGGUCAGACACCGUUGAUGCUUGCUGUAUCUGUUCGUGCGUAUCACGCAGCACUUAUCUUAUUGGACACUAUUCAGAGAGUCGGAAGAGAUCAGAAAGAAUGUUCAGCUAUGAUACUUCCGCUCGACGCGAAUCCAGAUUUGUCGCCAUUGUUCGUUACUUGUUGCAACGAUACCUGUAGCUUCACUUGGACUGGAGCUGAUCACAUUAAUCAGGAUAUUUUCGAGUGCAGAACUUGUGGCUUAAUCGGGUCUUUAUGCUGCUGUACAGAAUGUGCUCGCGUAUGUCACAGAGGCCACGACUGUAAAUUAAAAGUAACGUCUCCUACAGCUUAUUGCGAUUGCUGGGAAAAAUGUAAAUGUCGUGCUCUGAUUGCUGGCCAUCAAGGUGCUCGUUAUCAGCUGUUGUGUCGUCUGGUAGUCAAUACUGAUCUAGCUACAAAAAUAAAUUCGCGAGGGGAGAGCAUUUUGCUGUUUCUGGUUCAGACUGUAGGAAGGCAAUUAGUGGAACAACGACAAUGCCGUUCAGCACCUCGACAGCGGUCGACGUCUGCAAGCCGUAAAGGACCAUCCUCUGACGGUAUGUGUCCGGACUCGGACAUGCCAGAUCAUGACUUGGAACCUCCUCGUUUCAGUCGAAAAGCUCUAGAAAGAUUGUUAAACGAUUGGCCAGCUGUUCAGUGUAUGAUAAUGUCAGGGGUGACCGUGAAUGGCAACGAUCAAUUAUUUGGAGAUCAGGGACAAUUGUGUCGACAAAGUGGUACUGCAUUACUUGACAAAUUCACUCACUCACUUUUGGUUAAGUGUAGUGCGGAGAUGCUUGACACCCUUCUGACGACCCUAAUACGAGAAUUGCAAAAUGAUUCUGUGCCUGGACGGCAAGAGGAAGCAAACAACGUUGCUCGUCGAUUCGUUCGAUCCGUGGCUCGAAUAUUUGUUAUUUUUACGAUAGAAAUGGCACCGAUAACAAAAAGAAGAAGCACUGGUCAGGCCUCACAGCUUCUGAUGAAAUGUCGCAAAGUUUUCAAAGCGUUGAUUAAAUUAGCCGUCGAGGAAUUAUGCGAGACAGCCGAUUCUCUGAUAGCACCUGUGAGAUUGGGCGUUGCUCGUCCGACGGCGCCUUUCAUAUUGACUAGCUCGGCGAUUGAAGUGAUCAACGGUUCGGAGGAGUUGUUCUCCAUAGAACCGUUGAUACCUCAUAGCGGCGUUAGCUCCCAAACUCUAGAUCCUACGUUACAGACACAGCAGGGAAAUAAUAACAUAACUAUCGCCAGAGACGUUUCUGCUAUGGACGAGACAGAAGGUGGCGAAGAAGUGCCGAUGGAUGUGGAUGGUGAUAUAAGCGAACACGAGGAAUCUGGAGUUUCCGGGACAGUGGCUGGUCAACCAUUGGGUGAAAUCGAUAGCAACGCAGGAGGUGUAGGCGAAGAACAACCAGGGGAUGGCGAAUCCGACGCGGAGCUCGAUCUUUUAGCGGAGGCGGAAACAGAAUCUGACUCCGACGACAAUCACAGUAAUCAAGAUGCAGCAUCCGCGCAACGGAGCGUGCAAACUGGUGCUACAGCAGGCUCUGAUGGCGGAAUGGGAUCUAUUUUAUUGUUCCCGGAGGACGAGUCCGGAGAAUCGAGCCAACAAGAAGACGACGAGAGCGAGGCGGGAGAAACUGACGAACAGGAUAACGAAGACUUUCAGAUGGGCGACGAGCAACUGGAGCGUCGAAGUGGUUCAUCUGGCCAUUUACAUCGUAAUAAUCUCGCGCCUCUUUCUAUGCAAUGGGCGAUACGUAAUCGCGAAUCAAGUACACGUACAUCAGGAUUGCGGGUAACAGGUGGCAGUAAUUUGGUUUUUAUUGAGUCUAACUCUGUAAGACGCACUGCUGCAGCAUCCGCUGUUGCAGCCGCACAAGAACCCAUUACUAUGGGCACAACUACCAGUUGUCUUGCACGUGCAUUUGGAAUUGUUAUUCGACAAAUAGCCGAUCUUUUAGUUAUGAUGCAAGACUAUAAAACGCUGGCGCCUUUUCUGCCGCGAUUGAUGGAAAUUUCUUACCAAGAUGCGUUGAACUUGCAGAUGUAUCUUGAGGCGCAUUUGAAACCCACUUGGGAUUGGCUACUGACAGUGAUGGACGCUACCGAGGCACAGUUAAGAUUCGGUGUAUCUCUGACACGUAGUGCAGAUCCCACGCAUCCUGAACAUCCAUUGAACAAUGCCCCCACGUUCUCCGGAAACAAUUAUACUGGUUUACUGAACACAGCUGCUUUGUCGCUGACGUUACAAUCAAAUACAGGUCGGAAUCAACGCAGUGGUAUCACUACGAGCUCCAAUAUCUCCACUCCACAAGCUUCUACAAGACUCACCGUUGGUUUUGCAGGCGUUGGCGAACCUUCGCGAAAUAGUAGAGAACGCGAAGGUGGUGAUGUACACUCGGCGCGGCGUGAAUUUUUGUCAUAUUGUUUGUCCUUAAUGCGUGCCCACAAUGGUGAACACAGAGACAGCUUACCAGUACUGGACGUUUCUGCUCUGAGACACGUGGCUUACGUAUUCGAUGCAUUAGUGUAUUACAUGCGUUCGCUCUCAGAACCAAUGUCAUCGCGCGGCGAAACCCAAAAAGAGUCUUCGAACUACUCGGGUUGGAACGACCAGGACGAAAACGACAACGAUGAAGGGGAGGAAUAUAAUUCGCCGGUGCCCGCUGCAAUGGAGACAGAUUCCGUUGAUUAUCCUGAUUUACUUCAGGUUCCUAUUUGCGGGUCCGGAAAUAAUAGCAACAGCACACCGAAAGGAAGGAAACAUCCCUUCUUACAAAGAUCAGAUUCCACUUUGUGUCUUGGCUGUCCGCCUCUUGAUCCCUUUGACACAGUCAUGAGCGAGGCUUUACCGUUGGCCGAUCAACCGCAUUUACUGCAACCCCAUUCGAGGCGCGAGGAUCUGUUUGGUAUUCCAAAACAGCCGGCAACGAACGCGGGCCCUAAUCAGAAUCCUUUGGCAGGAUUGCCCACGAGACUUAGUUUAUCCGCACGAAGCGCCGAUAGCCAAAAUACCGUCACGCCAACGUUCAGCCAAGUAAUUCAAGGACCUGCAUUUGCAUCGACGGACGCAAGACGCGGUUCCGUUUCGGUCGGAGAUUCGACGUCUACGAAAUAUACGGAGAAGACAAAAUCGUUUAAUCACACGAACGAUAAUCAUUCGCUAGUCGCGGAACAAAUCGAUCGUGCUCCGAUUAUAGUCUCUACUAAUAAUCAAAAUGAUCAGGCAGCAGGAAGUACCAAAAAUAAUAAGGAUGUAUGUAAAACGAAUAGAAGCGUUAUUGUUAGAGCUGGAACUGUUUCGGAAACAAGUACGAAUAAAGCUGGUGCACCGGAAGUGUUGGUCGUGUCGACCGUCGAAACUCAAAAUGUAUCCGAGGACGUCGAUCCAGCGGGCUCGAAUCAAGAAAUAUCGGCUCACGAAACAGUCGAAACGAGUCCGGUGGAAAACGCCAGAGCAGUUUCGUCGAUUGGGACAAAUAUAUCACAUAACAUUUUAUUGGGUCGUUGGAGAUUGUCUCUUGACUUAUUUGGACGCGUUUUCAUGGAGGAUGUUGGUUUGGAAGCUGGCUCGGUUGUAUCCGAAUUGGGCGGAUUCCCGGUAAAAGAAGCGAAAUUCCGUAGGGAUAUGGAGAAGCUUCGAAAUUCUCAACAAAAAGAUAUUACUCUGUUGAAAGUCGAACGAGACAGAACUCAGUUACUAGUACAAACAAUGAAGGAAUUAAAUACACAAUACAAUUUAUAUAAUAGGCGCGCCUCUAACACACCGCCAUUAGCAGUGAAUCGUGUUAAAGUGAUUUUCAAGGACGAGCCUGGCGAAGGUUCUGGAGUUACUAGAAGCUUUUAUACUGCAAUCGCAGAGGCAUUGCUUGCAAAUGAAAAACUGCCUAAUCUCGAAGCGGCGCAAGUGGGAUCAAAAUAUACACAAUACAACGUUCUUCAAAAACUGAAAAGUCGUGAUCGUGAUCGUGAUCUAAGACGACAAAAUCUUCGAUCUUCUGGAAAAUGUCGCGAGACACGUAGAGCGUUGUCUUUUGAAGCUCGUUCUUUUCAUCCAUCUGGCUCUGUCGAAGGAAGCAGCAGUUCCGGGCCUGGUAGCUCGUCCUCUAAUUCCCAUCCGUUACCUGUUAGUCACCCAAUUAACGAUCACUUGACUAUGCAUCAACAGCAACUCGGGGACAGAUUAUACCCAAAAGUCUUCACAUUACGGCCCGCGUUAGCUGAAAAAAUAACUGGCAUGUUGCUGGAGCUAUCACCCGCGCAACUAUUGAUGUUACUGGCUUCGGAAGACGCUUUGCGGCAAAAAGUAGAGGAAGCAUACGAAUUGAUCUAUAGUCAUACUCAGGACUUAGCGAGUGAAGCGUUGCUAGAUCUGGACGUAUUCAGUUUAACAGCACGCUGCGGAGCUAAUAAGAAAAAAAUAGAAAACAGCAUUUUGGACGACACCGAGGACAAUGCUCCUCUUUUCUAUUCGCCAGGAAAGAGGGGUUUCUACACACCGCGGCAAGGAAGGGCUAGCUACGAACGAUUGAACGCAUUCAGAAACGUGGGCAGACUUAUAGGAUUGUGUCUGUUGCAAAACGAACUGUGCCCGAUAUUUUUGAAUCGUCACGUGAUAAAAUACAUUCUUGGGAGGCCAAUACGGUUCCACGACCUUGCAUUCUUCGACUCUGUAAUUUAUGAAAGCCUGAGACAACUCGUUAUCGAUUCCGAAACCAAGGACAGUAAUGGUUUAUUCUCUGCUCUCGAUCUUAUGUUCAGUAUUGACUUGUGUCCCGAGGAAGGAGGGGGAUCGUAUGAACUCUUACCUAACGGCCGUGACAUGGUAGUAACGGCAAGUAACGUUUACGAUUACGUGCGAAAGUAUGCGGAAGUGCGUAUGAUUAAAGUACAAGAGAAAGCAUUGCACGCGAUGAGGGAAGGGGUAUUCGACGUACUUCCUGAAGGAGCCCUAGACGGCUUAACUUCAGAGGACUUGAGGCUUCUUCUAAAUGGCGUCGGUGAUAUUAACGUUUCCGUGUUGAUAUCGUAUACCGCAUUCAACGACGAAUCAGGAGAAUCCAUGGAUAGAUUAGCGAAAUUCAAGCGGUGGUUGUGGUCCAUCGUCGAAAAAAUGUCGCACACCGAACGACAAGAUUUGGUGUACUUUUGGACCGGAUCGCCAGCAUUACCAGCGAGCGAAGAUGGUUUUCAACCGAUGCCAAGUGUAACAUUACGGCCAGCAGACGAUGCUCAUCUACCAACUGCAAAUACAUGUAUCUCUCGACUAUACGUUCCAUUGUACAGCUCUCGUCACAUAUUAAGACAUAAAUUACUUCUUGCUAUCAAGACAAAGAACUUUGGAUUUGUAUGAAUAUAUAUAUAUAUAUAUAUAUGUAUAUAUAUAUAUAUAUAUUUUGUGACCAUGUUUGUGCGCAAUAGCUCUAAAAGG
Messenger RNA from Colletes gigas, 8813 nucleotides. RefSeq names its product E3 ubiquitin-protein ligase UBR5 (gene hyd). Bases 228 to 8735 code for a protein of 2835 amino acids. Gene Ontology annotation, biological process: protein polyubiquitination; DNA damage response; regulation of double-strand break repair. The record is from RefSeq and is a predicted model, not a curated record. The transcript is spliced from 38 exons. Gene Ontology annotation, cellular component: nucleus. Gene Ontology annotation, molecular function: ubiquitin-protein transferase activity; RNA binding; ubiquitin binding. NCBI's taxonomy places the organism in Eukaryota, Metazoa, Arthropoda, Insecta, Hymenoptera, Colletidae.